AUGGAGAGGGACCCUGACAAAAGCUCCCCGGGAAACUCCCCAUCCGGUGGUGGCGAUGGCGGUGAUAGCGGCAACAGUCCUCCUAAGGCUCCCACCGAUACUGUUGAGGAAGAUGUUGUAGUUUCAUCUUCCUUUUUGGCUCCUGUGACGACGGUCGACAUUACGUGGGCAUUAUCUCCGCAGGAGUCCUACGGAAAGAAGAGAGGAAGAGGAGAAGAUGAAGGAGGGUCGAGUACUGGGGGUGGGCAAAAAGGGAAGAAAAAGGGGGAAUUGAUCGACCCGCCGUCUACGGAGCCGAAAUGUGCAACGUGUGGCAAGACUUUCGGGUCAUGGAAGGCAGUAUUUGGGCACUUGCGGUCGCACCCGGAACGGGAGUAUCGUGGGGCAUUCCCGCCACCCAAAAUUUGGGAGGAGAUGCUACGACAAGAGACGGCCCGUCGGCAACAUGCAGACGAAGGUAGUAGUGGCCAUGUGGAGGGCGCAGCAGCGGGGAUGUCCGGCAGGGGUAUUGAAAUUGAUCUGAAUGACCCAGAAGAGCCAGAGGCUGACAAGGACGAGUUUCCUUUUGAUCUCAAUAUGCCUGCACCAGAGAAUGAUGAAGAGGAUGACAAAUAA
Messenger RNA from Benincasa hispida (wax gourd), 615 nucleotides. The record is from RefSeq and is a predicted model, not a curated record. Lineage: Eukaryota; Viridiplantae; Streptophyta; Magnoliopsida; Cucurbitales; Cucurbitaceae.